Messenger RNA from Spinacia oleracea (spinach), 1916 nucleotides. RefSeq lists its product as uncharacterized. The transcript is spliced from 8 exons. The record is from RefSeq and is a predicted model, not a curated record. Bases 59 to 1684 code for a protein of 541 amino acids. Gene Ontology annotation, molecular function: 3'-5' exonuclease activity; nucleic acid binding. Gene Ontology annotation, biological process: nucleobase-containing compound metabolic process. Lineage: Eukaryota; Viridiplantae; Streptophyta; Magnoliopsida; Caryophyllales; Amaranthaceae.
UGUCCACGGUAUAAAACUCCUCACCUCAAACUCCACCCCCGGAGUCCCGGACCUAAUCAUGGAUAACGCAUACCCGAAACCGUUAACAAUACACUGGGUCUCCACCACAGACUCGUCCGAGUUCACCCUUCUGAGUUGGGCACUGACUCAUUCCUCACUCGUCGCCCUUGAUGCAGAAUGGAAGCCAGUUCGAUCUCAGACCACCCAACUAACCGACUCCGACCAGGACCAGGAUCGCACCUUCCCAUCUGUAUCUCUCCUCCAACUCGCCUGCCGACUUGUCGAGUUUCCCCCAGACCUGGCCGAUUCGACUCAGUUCAACCAGGAUGACUCAGUUGUGUUUCUUGUUGACUUACAAUCAGUCCCUUUUGCUUCAAUUUAUGGGCAAUUGAAAGAGAUGUUUGUUGAUGAGAAUGUUUUGAAAUUGGGUUUUCGAUUUAAGCAGGAUUUGGUCUAUUUGUCUUCUACAUUUUGUUCUCAUGGUUUUGAACCUGGGUUUGAUUUGGUUGAACCGUUUAUCGACAUAUCUAGCAUAUAUCAUCACUUACAACAAAGGUUAACUGCAAGGAAGAUAGGAAAGAAUAGCAAGAGUUUGGCAACCAUUUGCACGGAAUUGUUGGGAGUUUCUCUUUCGAAGGAGCUUCAAUGCAGUGAUUGGUCUCAACGCCCCCUUACAGAGGAGCAACAAAUAUAUGCAGCAAUCGAUGCUCACUGUCUACUUGAGAUAUUUGAUAUUUUCCAACUCAAGGUUGACAAAGAAGGGAAAUCUGUAAAUGAUGUUGAUAUGCUUGGUUUCCCUAAUUUAAGUCUUGGAUUGAAAGAAGUACUUCAAAGGCCAACUGCUUGUGAGAGAAUAGUACAUAGUAGAGUUGGCGAGGCUUCAAGUAUUGUUGGAGCAACAAUAGCUACCGAAUUCUUCAAAAGUGAGAUUUCCAUGGACAUGGUUGUUUCUGGCUCAUUAUGCAGGCAGACUGCACCCCUAAAAGAGUCCCUUUCAAGAAUUGUUUCCGACUACGGCAGUAAAAUUUUGCUGUCUGAAUCAGAUAAAAAACCUAAAAUAUCUAAAAAGAAGGGGAAAAAACAGCCUAAACCGAGUUUAAAUGGAAAACCUAAAGGUUGUGAUGGUGUUGAUGAUUGGCAAGGCCUUCCACCAUGGGAAUCACUAAAUGGAGGCGAUGGAUGCCCAAAGUUUCUUUGUGAUGUGAUGAUUGAAGGAUUGGCAAAACAUUUACGCUGUGUCGGAAUUGAUGCUGCAACCCCCCACUCAAAGAAGCCUGAGAGCAGGGAGCUAGUAGAUCAGGCACAGAGGGAGAGAAGGGUGAUCUUGACUCGGGAUGCCAAAUUGUUGAGGCAUGACUAUUUAUUAGAUAAUCAAAUAUAUAGAGUGAAGAGUCUUCUCAAGAAUGAACAGCUACUUGAGGUUAUUCAAACAUUUCAGCUAAAAAUUUCUGAGGACAGCCUUAUGUCAAGGUGCACAAAAUGCAAUGGCAGAUUUAUUCAUAAACCAUUGACAACAGAAGAGGCUAUCGAAGCUGCCAAAGGUUUUCAGAAAAUACCUAAUUGCCUUUUCAACAAGAAUUUAGAGUUCUGGCAAUGCAUGGACUGCAAUCAGCUAUAUUGGGAGGGAACACAGUAUCAUAAUGCAGUCCAGAAAUUCAUCAACAUCUGUAGCUUGGGUGAAUAGUACACCGCCUCUCGUGUUCAUCGUGAAUCGUGAUGAAGCUGGUGUUGCCUAUCAGAAAUGACCACAACCUUGGUAAAAUCUGCAUCUGCAGUAUUUUCAGAGUCAAAGCUAACUUCUUCCCUGUGUACAUCUGCUCUGUUGAUUUGUCUAUGCAGCAUUGUAGAAAAAUCAAAUGUAAUGCAAUUUCAACCUUCAAAAGCUAGAUUUCCCAGUUGAGGUUUUGAUCUUUCUA